AUGGGCUCUCGGCCAGGCUCGAUUGCCCAACACCUUGAUCGCCAAAACCAGGGUCAAUCGGAUGCGGAUUAUGCAGGCCUCCCUUCUUCUCCGCCAGACGAAGGGGUUGUCGACGCCACUCUACUGCAAGCAUUGCGGAAAACUUCACCCAACACAAGCCGAAAAAGGACAUCCCAGACAGUUCUCACUAGACCACUUCCAUUUCGUGACAAUUCAGCGCGUAUGAAGGAAAUCUCAGGCAGCCGUACGCCAGGAUCACCGCAACUUCCCCACAUUUCAAGAGUAUCAAAAUUAAACCUGCGGAGAAAUCAACAGAGCUCGCAGCAGUUAGUCUUUAAAAAGACCAAUAAUACCCAGCAGAGCCCUGGAGCCCAGUCAGAAGAAAACCAUUUUCAAUUUUCAGAUCAAUUAUCCUCUCCUCUAUUGCUUCUGCCUCAAGUUUCUCCAAAUGGAACGCGCUGGACAACAGUACCCAUGGCAGAUGAGCCCAUCAGCAGUGGUUUCAAUUCCCCAUCAUUUCCCAAUCCGACAGCUGCCCCAAGAGCAGCCAAUUCACAAUUCCUAAGCCGAUACAAGGCGGGAAAAGCAGUACCUCUGCGUGACUCCGAGGCAAGAAGCUCUCCUCUGAACUUGAACGAAGCAAAACUCACUCAAUGCUUCCAAAACACCUCAAUUUCUGACGUUCAAUGCUGGCUCGAUGGAUUAAACGUCGAACCUCCCAGCGAUUUAUACGAAUCUGAUGAUUCUCCAUCUGUAAGCAGGAUGAAAAGGGAAGUGUACCAUUCCGACUGCAACAUUCCGCAGUCACAGGUGCUCAACGGGCAUCACUUUAGCCCUCGUGUUGGAAGUGAUAAAGAAAACAUGUCACCCUCAUCAUCCACCUUUGCUGCGGGGCCCAAGUUAUCACCACCGUUACACAUUAGGGAUGAAGAAUAUGACGCCCCAGAUUCGGUAGCGUCUUCCACUUCCCCCUCCUUUCGGGAAUACAGAUCGAAACUCCCCGUCCCAUCGACCCCAGUUCUCGUUCGCAAGACGCAAAAAUGCUUCACAUCCCCGAGGGCUUAUGUACGUGGGCGCAUCUCACCCACUCUCCCACGAGGCCACUAUGUGCUUCCCGCCCGACGAAAGAAAGUGAGGUCGUCUUCGGCCUAUGACCCCAUGCCGCCAUUCGAGAUUGAAGAAGACAAAGAUGCAGACAUUCCUGUAAAACCCCCAAUUGGUUCGUCUUGCCCGCGGAAAGAAACUUGGAUGGGGUUGCGAGAGUUAAGCCCGCAUGUCACACCGUUUCGUAAAGGUCAGGGACCAAAACGAUCCAGAUGCUCUAGCUACUACGAUGAAGACUUCCUCCAGGAGACAAAGACUAAAGAAGAAACGUUGGCCUCUUCGAAACUACCAGUCAUGGAAAAUGGUCGUCGGUUUCCCAUUGGGGAUUCAAUGAACAUGGGGGAAUAA
Molecule: messenger RNA, 1452 nt
Organism: Paracoccidioides lutzii Pb01
Exons: 2
Coding region: 1-1452 (483 amino acids)
Source: RefSeq, a predicted model, not a curated record